Messenger RNA from Gongylonema pulchrum, 261 nucleotides. NCBI's taxonomy places the organism in Eukaryota, Metazoa, Nematoda, Chromadorea, Rhabditida, Gongylonematidae. The record is from the annotation of a GenBank genome assembly.
AUGCUGCAACGACUACAGAAGGCGUUCGGCGGCGGGGCGUCUGUUGAAGAGGUGAAAGCACUUGAGUCGCCUACCACCAACCCUUUGUGCACGGAGGUGCAGGGCAGCAGCUCAUCCUUGCAGAGCAGUUCCGGGAAACGUGCCGCCGAACAAGUACGCGAUGUCGCGGAUUUGGUCAAUGGCGAGCAAAUUGACCAGUGGAAAAUUUCGAGCUUUAUUGGCGAAGGCGCUUAUGGAUGCGUUUACAAGGUCAUUCACUAA